Molecule: messenger RNA, 4170 nt
Organism: Haplochromis burtoni (Burton's mouthbrooder)
Lineage: Eukaryota; Metazoa; Chordata; Actinopteri; Cichliformes; Cichlidae
Gene: rad23aa
Product: RAD23 homolog A, nucleotide excision repair protein a
Exons: 9
Coding region: 210-1307 (365 amino acids)
Biological process (GO): proteasome-mediated ubiquitin-dependent protein catabolic process; nucleotide-excision repair
Cellular component (GO): nucleoplasm; cytosol
Molecular function (GO): polyubiquitin modification-dependent protein binding; ubiquitin binding; damaged DNA binding
Source: RefSeq, a predicted model, not a curated record
GUGAACGCGAGAUCUCUGGCGGAGCUUUCCUCGCCGCACCACCAACUUGUCACCAAAGAUGGCGAGUUGCUGAAUGCUCAUGGCUACACACAUUUCUCGGCUAGUUGUUAUCUUACCCAAAACGCCAACUUUAAAAACAAAUUAACUGUUUAGCGAGCAGCUGUUUCUCCGUUUGAAGCACCUCUGACCCAGCGUCAGUCGCCGUUACCAUGCAGAUCACACUUAAAACGCUGCAGCAGCAGACUAUUCAGAUUGAGAUAGACCCCGAACAAACGGUGAAGGCCUUGAAAGAGAAGAUAGAAGCAGAAAGGGGAAAAGACAACUUUCCUGUGUCCGGGCAGAAGCUGAUAUAUGCUGGGAAAAUUUUGCAAGAUGACACACCAAUUAAGGACUACAAAAUUGAUGAGAAGAACUUUGUUGUAGUGAUGGUGUCCAAGGCUAAGCCUGCAGUUGCAGCCUCACCAUCAGUCUCAGAAGCACCCAAACCCCCAGUACAGGACUCUGGCUCCACAUCAACAGCUGCCCCGACUACAAACCCAACUCCAGCCCCAGCCCCUGCCCCUGCAGCUGUCCCCAUUCCUAGCGGGGAGGCCAAAGAGGAGUCAAGUGCCGUAGCCACAGAACCACAACAACCAGCUAGCUCCAGUGGUGGAAGUCAGGGCCUGGAUGCAUCCUCGACGCUGGUGACCGGAGCGGAGUAUGAGGCGAUGCUGACGGAGAUCAUGUCUAUGGGCUAUGAAAGGGAGAGAGUUGUGGCUGCGCUACGGGCCAGUUUCAACAACCCCCACAGAGCCGUGGAGUACCUUCUUACUGGUAUCCCUAGCAGCCCAGUGCAGGAGAGUAAUCCCCCAGCGCAGGCUCCCACAUCUGGAACCACAGAAGCUCCGUCUGUACCAGAAGGAGAGAACCCGCUUGCAUUCCUGCGCACUCAGCCCCAGUUCCUGCACAUGAGACAGGCCAUCCAGCAGAACCCCGCCCUGCUUCCCGCUCUCCUCCAGCAGCUAGGCCGGGAGAAUCCUCAGCUUCUACAGCAAAUCAGUCAGCAUCAGGAGCUGUUUAUCCAGAUGUUGAACGAACCAGUGGGAGAGGGGGGAGAUGCACCAGAGGUUGGAGAGAUGGGGGCAGCAGGGGAGGAAGGCGCGCCUGUCAACUACAUCCAGGUUACACCUCAGGAGAAGGAAGCCAUUGAAAGGUUAAAAGCGUUGGGUUUCCCUGAGGCGCUGGUCAUUCAGGCCUACUUUGCCUGCGAGAAGAACGAGAACCUGGCGGCCAACUUUCUCCUCAACCAGGGACUGGAAGACGACUGAACGGCAGAGGGUCACUGCCUUCCUGCUCCUCCCUCCUACCCUUCACCCCUCUUCUUCAGCUCAGCAUAAAGACUGCACCCCCAGAUUUUACUGUACAACCUCAGCUCAUCCCAAACAGGAGGGGGGGAAGCCAGUGAUGGGAGAAGGGUGGAGGGGGGUGGGAGAAGAGGGGUGGCGGGGCAGGGGGAUGGGAAGGGGAGACGGGGGAGGGUUUAGGUUUCGGAGGGAUUACAAGUACACAAGGUCGACGGUUGUGUGCAGGAAGGUCGGGGCGGUUUUAAAGAAGAAAAAAAAAGUGGAAGAAUUAUGAAAUCCACGUGAAUUCCAAUGGAAUGUGUGGGGUUUGUUUAGGGGAGAUCUAUAAUUUGAUUUUAGACGCGCUUUGUGAACAUUCGGGUGGGGGGGGAGGGGCGGGGCAGUGAGAGUGUGUGCUCGUGUCUGCGUGUGUGUCCACGUAUGCCUGUGCAGAUGGAUGCGAUACAGUUAAGCUGAAAAAGUAAUCGAUCUGGCAUUCUCUAAGUUUGUUAAUGCUGUAGCCGCGAUUGUAAGGAAGCACGUUACUCCUCACCGCACGUAAUCUGUGUGCGAGCGUGUUUGUGUGUCUGUGCGUGUGUGUAUAAACUGCUCGUGUGUUGGAAGCUAACAGUGGAGGAACAACAUAGAUGGACUGGUUCUUGCUGCCCCCCUUGUUUUCUCUGUCUGACGUGACGUUGCUGGGAACCAUCGGCCCACAUGAGAACUAAACUGACAAAUGAGUAUCUGCUUUUCCUGUUCCUCACUUUGUGCUGCCCAGUCAGGAGUCCCUGCAAACACUGUGCCCGCCCGCUCAAACGUCUGAGGGUUUUAUGUGCGCUGAUAGCUUCUGGUGCCAAUUAACACUACUCAUAAACAUCUGUGGUGUUCUCCGUAAGAACACGGCUUUCAUUUGUGGUGGCAGGUGUGCGUGCCGAGGAUUAGCAGUGCCAGGUCACCAUCAUCGCUUUGCAUCGCUUCAUACUCAUGAGGCUUUAAGCUUUCGAAGAGACAAACGUCUAAAUUGACAAUCAUGAAGGAAAAAACCUACAAUAAUCACGAGGAAUGAAUGACCUAAUGCAGCGAAUUUAUAUGUUAAAGAAUUUCACUGCGUCAUCUAAAGCGUUAAUUAGCAGAGCUUUGUAGCCACCUCUUCUUUUUCUAACAGGUUGCAUUAGAGUAGACUUGUUAUGCUUUUCCUUUAUUCUGUCAUAUUUAUGUAGUGUUAAAAUUAUGGAAUAAUAAACAAAGCAACGAGUUUCAACUAACGAUCCAUGUGUAUAUACACAUGAGGCAGGUGUCUGACUGCUUUAAAUGAUCACUUUCAGGCAGUUUUUCUUCUCUUGGCUCUGUAUGAUGUCACAGAGAGGGGCGUCCCCACCCACCUGCUGCUCAGAUCUUCUGUUUCUUGGGGGAAACUUGAGUCUAGUUUAGGAUGAGGAUUAUUUUGAGCUGCGAGUCUUCCGUCGCCUCUCUAGCAGAGUCCAAGAAUAAAAAUGCAGUGCUAAAAGUGAGCAUGAUAGUUCCCCUUUAAGAACAAGUGAACUCAUUGUCUGAUUACUACCUACAGUGACAUGUCUGGGUGUUUACAAAAGUUUCUUUUUUUAAAUUUGAGUUUCCUUCUAAAUCAGCUUUCGGACACUAAAAAAUGAAAGGAAAGGUCUGGAAAUCAAAUAAGCCUUCAGCUUCCUCGUGGAGCAGAUGACCUGUAAUCAUCCUGGUCUGUGGCAAACUGAAUUUAAAGUGAUGUGGCUAAAUAGGAGCGUGAAUAAAGCAGAGAUUCAGUUAUGCUAAAUUCACUCCGUCAUUGUCUGAAUGUUGUGACACGGAGUCUGAGAGGGCCACGCAGAGAAACAUGCUGCUGUUCCCUUUAUAGUCUGAUUAGCUAGCCUCCUGUUACUGUGUGUAAUGUGUAGUUAUCAUUAAGAACAAAAACCCACCGAAGUUGAGUCAAACUCACUUGAGAUGUUGGCCCUUGCACACCUGCCGCCGAUCAUAAGGCCGUGCUCUUACUUUGCAGUAGUGUUGAUCAACACGGAGGCGCGCACGGGUUGGAUUGAAGGCUACCAGUGCACACAAAGCAGCUAAUGAGGAGCAAUGUGAGGAACAGAUCUGAUCCAUCGUCACCAUCAUACCCACCGUAUGUGCACACGGGCUCAUGACCCACUACAGAUUACUGUUUUGAAGCUUUGCUGACCCGGGCCCUGUUCUUCACACGUGUGGGGUGACUAAAACCAGCUACAUGCUGCUAUCAGGCUAAAACAGAGCGAAUUGUCGUUCAUUUGAUCUGAAAGCAUUCUGAGGACUGAUAACCUCGGAUGAAGUUCUCAGUGCGUGGAGCUGGAGCCGGAACUCCAAUCAGCACAGUAGCUUUCAAAUAGUUCUGCAGGUUAAUUUAGGAUUUUUAGUGUUUAAGAAGAUGCAUUGUCAUUCUGAUGUCUCUUUUAAUGGGUUGUGCGUUCUUUUUGGGUUUUUUGUCAUGCAUAGAUACAGUUAAGAUUAAAGAUGCAGGUAUGGAUUUUAUUAAGACAUUUGGAUCAGAAAAUGAGUGCAAAAGUGGGAUUCCACGACUCUGGCUUCAAAGAACCGAAACAGUCCAGGUCUCGUAUCAAAUUAUCAGCAAACCUUGAACGACUUGAGGCGUCCACACGCGGAGAACGGGGCCCCGGUUUGUGGUGUGUGAGGUGGGGAUGUGUGGAAACCUUGAUGCGGGUCUGCAAGGAGACGGUAACUGUUAACUGCAGUCUCAUCCUGUGUGUGCGUGAGGGCAGUUUAUACUGACAGCUGUCCUACAGCAUCAACAUGAUCUUAGACUAUGCUGUGCUACAUUAAAUAUCAGCAGUCUUUCAGG